CUUCGUGUAGUACAUGGCUUACUCUUCGCCCUUGGAAACGCAAAUCACCCCGAUUCCCAAAGACAAGCUGCGAUUACCCUGGAAGUAAGUUAAUUAAAGUUUUAACUUUUUGCUAAUUAUAGAUACUUAUUUUUGCGACCAACAAGGAAACUGGAGAUAAAGGAAUAUAUUUGCAUGAAGCUCAGUCCUGUUGUUAGGUUACGCGUGUAGUGCUAAUUCAUGCACUCGAAACGUCCAAGCGUUUUUUAAAAAAGAUUAAAAUUAAAUCAAAAUUUAAUUUUCCUAAAAGGAUUAAAUUCCUUUUCAAAUAUUGCAGAGACAACCAUGUCAACCGAAUUAUAAAGCGUUGACCGGACGUGAGGAAACAGGUUUCCUACCUGCUUUUGUUACUGAUUAUUGUAUUCUAAUUUGUAGUUUUUUGUUCGCUCCUUUCCGUUUGUCAACGAUAAAGUAAAAGAAGCUUUGGGCGAAACUUUUUAUGAAGAAUUUCUGGUGAGUUGACUUUAUUUUGCAAUACCAUAUAAAACGUUUAUUUUAUUUCUUCUAAUGCACUUAAUCUCUCUCCCAGAAAAAUCCCGAUGAUUUGUACGUGAAACUGACUUCUAUCCAAGCAGACGUUUUGUCAUCUAACAAAAUAAACAUUCCUGGAGGUAUAGAGCAUUUUAUUUUAAUAAAUAUGCAUGAUCAAAUUCAAAUUUGGUUGAGGUACUUCCCCUGCAUGGGUUUAAUCGAAUACUCGAUACCCUAUAUUUUCGUUUGUUCUAACCUUCUAAAACUAUUUCAAAUGCAUGCAGCAAGCAAUGAGAUCUCAGGACUGGCUGGAACUCCAGGUAUAUUGCAAUGUACGCCAUUUAAUUUCUGGAAGUAUAUAUCUCACAUUUAUGAUAGGAAUAUUCAUCUCACAGGGUUCGUAGCGGUCUUUGAAAUCCUUGAAAGUCUUUAAAUUGGAAUGCAGGUCUUUCAGGUCUUUGAAAAGUCUUCAAAUUGUGUGAAAAAGCGAAGAAAGUCUUUAAAAGCCUUUAAAUUCUUUAGUGAGGAAUUGAUUAUACGAUUUCCUAGCUAAUAAAAUAGAUUGAUUGAAUCAAGAUUUUCGGAAAUAUCGACGAAAAUGCGCAUUUUAGGAUGUGAUUUGACGCGACUAAUUACUGGGUAAAAAUGGUGCUUACACUCGCAAUUUUUCGACAGCUGAUUGCUCUCAAAGGUCUUUGAAAAGUCUUUGAAAAUAGGCAGAAAAAAUCUUUGAAAGUCUUUGAAUUUUUUUGGUCUUGGAGACUACGAACCCUGUCUCAUAGGCAUAGACUAACGUUUACAGUAUAGUUUGGGUAUAAUUGGUACAUCGAGCCCAUAUUGCUACUGUAGCUUGGCCUCAAAUAAACAUAUAUUCAAUUUGACAUUUUGUAUGCACAAUAGACAAACUCAUGGCCAUGCACCUUACUCCUUAGUCCCUGCCUCAUCCCCAGGUGCUACGAAACGAUUUCACAUACGACUGAUACGAGUCACUAUAUGAAAGGUUUGCAUGAACUAGUGCGUCAUUAUACUGUAGGCGCACAAACUAGGGGAUGGGAUAUGAGCGUUACCCCAUAACCCCUGCGCUUGUUCAUCGCGAUGCACUACUUCAUGUAUACCUUUUAUAUAAUAGUGACUCGUAUGUGAAAUCUUUUUAUAACACUGGGGACGAGGCAGCCUUAGUCUUCAAAGAAGUUGAAAACUAAUUAGGUAGAAUUUAUAUUCAUUGCAAAUAUAUCUUUUUACCAUGCGUCUUAGACACUGAAGUACAAGAAUAA
Messenger RNA from Paramuricea clavata, 1784 nucleotides. The record is from the annotation of a GenBank genome assembly. NCBI's taxonomy places the organism in Eukaryota, Metazoa, Cnidaria, Anthozoa, Malacalcyonacea, Plexauridae.